Solenopsis invicta (red fire ant) is the source of this 4215-nucleotide messenger RNA. RefSeq lists its product as hypothetical. The record is from RefSeq and is a predicted model, not a curated record. Gene Ontology annotation, molecular function: serine-type endopeptidase inhibitor activity. Bases 962 to 3448 code for a protein of 828 amino acids. NCBI's taxonomy places the organism in Eukaryota, Metazoa, Arthropoda, Insecta, Hymenoptera, Formicidae. The transcript has 7 exons.
UAUGAAAUAUUUUGUACUUUUAGGUUCAUUUGCUUCUAAUGACGCAAAUAAUUUUCCAUGAAUUCUUUCCAAAUACUGGGUCAACAAGGAGCUCUAGGAAUGAUUUUUGAUAUAGGAGAUGCUUUGACCAUUGUGGUUUGCUUAGAAUACAAUGCACCGGUUUUUCCAUAAGAGAUAUUCAACUUCUUUGAAAUCACACGAAAACUUGUUUCUCAUAAAGUACACAAUCUCCUAAUGAUAAAUGAUUCCUACGUCUGAUGCCCUCAUUGCAUCUACCAGGGUGCCUGCAUAAAGUCAAAGUAGAUCGAGUAUUAUUAUGCAGAACGAUUAAGAAUGUUGUCGAACCGCUUAAGUGUUCAAGUGCAAUUUCUAAUAUUAUUCCUAAUCUAUAUAUUUUUAUCAGCAGUCCUUUAAUCGCUUCUCCUCCGGUUUCAGCGCACUAUCAAACAGGUGUGUCGGCAGAAGAAAAGCACCGUGCAAUACUUCGGCGUAAAGCACGAGCGAUGAGUCAAUGUCAGCGACUGAGUUCAGCUAUGCGUGAUGUGCAUACAUGCUGUUCUUAAUGUCUUUCCCCGCUAACGUCUCUCACCGCCUCAUCAUCGUCGUCGUUGUCGCAUCAUCGUCGGUCCGGGUACCAAUAAAAGAGAUCGGCGAACCUAGGCUCCGUUAGUAUCCGCGUGUUUCCCGCGGCGAAUGGAGCGACGGUGAUCCGUCUAAAGAGCUCCGCUUCCGAAGAACCAGUUUACAAACGAUUAUAUCUGGUAAUUGCACAGUGCUCGGCACAUUCGUCAAGCAGACACCGGAAUUGUGCGAUUCCACAAGCCGAUUAAGUGAAACUGAACUUGACCUAUAUCCAGGGGACGCCGAAGUGCCGUGGCGUUGAAGCGGUAAAUCGAUUGAGACGAUCGCACUGAAAACUCUAGUACUGUCUCAUCGCGUUUUCUCUCAGAAACUCAGGAAUAUGGCGCGAGAAUGGUUGUUGUUUGGUUUUAUGGCGUUGGUUGGUGGUCAGCUCAUUUACCCGGAUCAAUACGAAAUUAUGCAAGCUGACCACAGUUUUGCUUUGGGAUCACUACCUGUUAAUUACAAUGCUACCGCGUUGCAAACAGCCAGCAAUAAUCGGCCCGCUCAAAUUGAUCAACAAUUCGAUCAUAGACCAGUUUCGCAACUUAUCACCGCGAGACCAGCAGAAGGGCAACUUUCUUCUAAGACUACUCGUGUACCUUUGUACUCAACAAUUCCAGCAGCCAGCCCACAACCCAUGCCGGAAACUUGGAGCAAUCAUGUAACUAAUAUUAUAUCCAGGGGAAUUACAAAGUUUGCUUUGGAUUUGGAUAAAGCGAUUUCCAAGACCUCAGACACAUCGGUGACUAAUAAUCAUGCGAACGUGAUCUUUUCUCCCCUCAGCGUAUCCGUCGCCUUGUCAUUAGUUCUGUUGGGUUCCGCUGGCAAGACUUUCGACGAGGUUACCCGGAUACUUGGUUUAGAGUCUGGUGUCGAUAUAUCUCAACAUUCAGAAAUUGUUCAUCUGAUGUUCGGCCAGCUUUUGGCCAUUAUGAAUUACAGACUCGAGGAUAGCAAUACGCCACGCGUGAGUUCCGCCAGUGGUAUCUUCGUCCAGCAAGGAUAUCCGAUUCGACCUGAAUUUCGUGUCAUCAGCGAGAAUGCGUACCAAAGCGAAGUGAUAAAUUUAGAUUUUCACACAAAAAGCAGGGAAGCGCGAGACACAAUAAAUGCUUGGGUGAAGCAACGAACAAUGGGGAAAAUUGAUAGUAUAUUGAACGAAUCGCCGGAUCCGUUGACCACUGUGAUUCUUUUAUCGGCACUCUACUUCAAGGGAGAAUGGAAUCAGCAUUUCUUGACAGCUAUGACAAAGAGGAAACCAUUCUUCAUCGAGCCGAAUAACACAGUCGAGAUAGAUAUGAUGUAUAACGGAGGAAAUUUUCCUUUCUAUGAGGACAAAUCGCUGGGCGUUAAAAUAUUGGCUUUGCCUUACAAAGGCUUAGAGAUGUCUAUGUAUGUACUUUUGCCGAAAGCUGAAGGAGCCGCCGCAUUGAAAAACUUCCAGGACCAACUGACGCCUGAGACUAUUGAGUAUUUAAUAAGCAAUACGAAAAAUGAGACUUGCAUCGUAGGUUUUCCUCGUAUGAAAAUUUCGAGCACAUUGAGUUUGAAUGAUGCACUUCACAAUCUAGGCCUGAACUCAUUGUUUGAUCCAAAAACUGCGGAUUUAAGUCUCUUAUCGAACGGAUACGGCCAAGCAUCGCAAGCACCAAUUGUACCGAUUCCGCAACCAUUUCCUACAUCGAUUCCUCAAGCACAGGCUACACCGGUUCCGCAACUAUUCCCUACGUCGAUUCCGCAAGUACAGGGUGGGCCAAUUCCACAACCAUUCCCUACAUCGAUUCCGCAAGCACAAGGUGGACCGAUUCCACAACCAUUCCCUACAUCGAUUCCGCAAGCACAAGGUGGACCGAUUCCACAACCAUUCCCUACAUCGAUUCCGCAAGCACAAGGUGGACCGAUUCCACAACCAUUCCCUACAUCGAUUCCGCAAGCGCAGAAUGGACCGGUUCCACAACCAUUCCCUACAGCAAUUCCGCAAGCACAAGGUGCACCGGCUCCACAGCAAUUCCCUACAGCAAUUCCGCAAGUACAAGGUGGAUCAGUUCCACAACAAUUCCCUACAUUGAUUCCACAAGCACAAGGUGGACCGGUUCGACAACCAUUCCCUACGUCAAUUCCGCAAGUGCCACGACAACUUCCUCCCACUCAAUUGCCAAACACCAACACCGACGAGUUCUUAAUUUUUUCACGGAUUGGGGAUCACACUAAUCAAGGCAGCGCGAGAAAGAAUUAUUUCACGUAUGAAGAUGAGAGAGGCACCAAUGUAGAACAAUGGGACACGGGCUUCAACAUUCGUAAGGUCGGUCUAAAACGUCGUGACACUCGAAGACGGCGUAACGAUUCAUCGCGUGCAACGUACAUCACGGAGAACGAUAACCUUGAGAAAGUCGGACCAAAAGUUGAAAAUGUGAACACGAAAUACGUCAGCUUGGAGGAGAAUAAGUAUCGGUUCCGAAAUACCGAGAAAAAUACGAAGAGCAGAAGGAGACGGCAGAGCCGACCUAUAGAUCAAAAUUUCUUGAGAUUUAUGCACACCCAAAAUUUCCACACAUAUGGUUUGGAUAUCCUACGAAACAGCGCGAAUCUCGUGAAUCCGGGCCUGUACGCCAACGAAGUGCUACACAAAGUGGAGAUGGAUGUGAACGAAAGGGGGACCGAGGCAGCAGCGGUUACCUCGGUAGUUUUGCGUCGGGACGGCAAUCAAAAGAAACUAAUUGCCAAUCGGCCUUUCAUGUUUUUCAUCAGACAUAAUCCCACGAAGCUCAUCCUCUUCUGGGGAACUAUAAACAAGCCGACUCCAAACUACGCCGUCGUCAGAUGAAAUACGUGAAUGUUUCUCGUAAACAUAUUGUAUAUUGGAGUUUGCUUUCCUCGCAUAAUUCAUACUGAUUUUUUAUAUAUUUAUAUAUUCGUCUUUUGAAUCGAACAAAUGCGAUUAUUUUUUACGCCUUAUAUAUAUAUAUAUAUAUAUAUAUAUAUAUUUUGCAUUGCUGUAGCAUUUAUGAUUUUUACGUAGAUUAUUGCGAUCAAAAUGAGCAUACCUAUUGUGCUGCAAUGUUCUCGUUUUAUUGUUCAUUAUUUUAUUUUAUUUUAUUUUACGUUUAUAACGUGUACGUUUAAGCUUUUUAUCGCGUGAUAUGCUUAUGCUGUAAGUUAAGAUGAUGUUACAAUCGUACUCUUUAAGUAUAAAUUAAAGACAAUGUUACAUUUUGAUAACGAUGACGAUGAUAGAAACGAUUAAUGCAAGGAGAUAAAUAAGAUAUCUAAUAAAUGAUAAUAUUUUGAAAUUUUACAGAAUUACAGAUAAAUUUUUAAUGCAGUCUUUGAUGUGAUGAUGCUCUGAUUAAUAAAAUUGACUAUAGUACGAUACAUUAGUUUCAAGCUUUAAUUUAUAGGUAGUAUUGCGAAUCUCGUCUUCGAGCAGUACAUGACCGUACACUCAGCUUGCUUCUAGUAAUAAAUAAUGUUCCUUUAAAUUUUUAAAAUAAAUAUGUCAAAUACGAAAUUGAUACUGUUUAGUUUUCAUGACUCAAUGUCUGUUACAUUAAUCUGAACGCUUAUGAAAAUAAAAAUAAUUGAUUUAAUUAA